Suillus subalutaceus is the source of this 435-nucleotide messenger RNA. RefSeq lists its product as uncharacterized. Lineage: Eukaryota; Fungi; Basidiomycota; Agaricomycetes; Boletales; Suillaceae. The record is from RefSeq and is a predicted model, not a curated record. The coding region runs from base 1 to 435 and encodes 144 amino acids. The transcript has a single exon.
AUGCGCACCGAAUACAUUCGUGCAUGCCCUCUUUGGCGGAACGAGGCUCCUCGAUAUGACUGUGUAUUUGUCAAUACAAAUCCAGAACUAGAGGGGAUGCAGGGGUUUGAUGUGGCGCGUGUUCUUUGCUUCUUUUCAUUUACUGUUAGAGGGACUACCUUUCCUUGCACAGUGAUCCGCUGGUUUGACACUGUUGGUGACUCUGCUGAUGAAGACACUGGUUUAUGGAUCGUUCGCCCAGGGUUUAAUCCCAACCGCUCCCCCAAUAUUUCCAUCAUCCAUGUCGACUCUAUUUAUCGCGCAGCUCAUUUAAUCCCUGUCUAUGGCGCACGUUUCAUCUCUCGCGACCUUAAGUUUCAUCAUUCCUAUGAUUCUUUCCGAUUUUACUACGUUAACAAAUACGCUGACCAUCAUGCAUUCGAGAUUGCUUUUUAG